AUGGCUCCUGUCAUCAUGGAGCGCAGCACGUUCUGCGCCGACUUCAAGCUCCUCGCGAGGGCCCUGAAGGCCCAACGCUCGCGGCAACGAAAGCGCCGUGCCGACCGUCCUGCCGCGUGUAGCGCACGCAUGAGUGCUUCGACUGGCAUUGUCAAGUCGAGUGCUUGUGUUGGAUCGAAAGUCUCACGAUUGUCACGGUCACAACGACUGCAGAAAGACCAGCAAGAAAAGAAGAAAUGGGUUGCCGUUGGCGAUGCGGCUGGUCCCCAACAUGAUAGUGUGCUUUAUCCUCCGGCCUUUGCCGCAGCUGCUAUGAUGCUGGCCUUCAUUCCGCUUAGCAAGCCGUUAGGUCUGCUGCAGUCCCGCGCUACUGCGACUACUCCUGAGUAUCUCCUUAACCCGUAUCAGUCGCUUCAGACCGGCCUGCGCGGUGCUUCUGUUGAGAGCAUACUGGCCCGCGACCGGGACUGCUCGUUUCGCACCCGCCUGAAGGACGUCAUUUCGGACAGCGACUCGGAAACUUUUUUUGAAGACAUGAGCGACGAUGAGCAAGACCUCCAGUUCGACGACCAGGGCUGUGUUGAGGUAAAUCGAGCGAUUGGAAAAUUCGCGGCUGUUUCCAGACUCCAGCAGUCUCAUAAAGCGCAAGACAAUCAGCAGUCUGAAGUCGAGAGCGACCAACUGCUAGUCUCCAAGCCACUUAACCCCAACUUGUUCGCCCCUCCAGUCAAUGAUCAGGCAAGCGUUGACUACGACUCGAACUCUGACAUCUCAGACUCCUCUUCCACCAGCAAACACAUCGGCGAUGUCCCCCAGAUGGAGUCGCUCACUCUUCCUUUCUACUUCCCGUCUAAGCGUGCCAAGUACACUCCCAUCGAUCCGACCGAUGUUCCCGACGACAUGUCAAUCAUCUCCGAUGCCGACAUGGUCCCGACUUAUGCCCCGAAUGUUAAGAAGCAGCACGGCUUUGGUCGGUUGCCAGCCAACCUCAAGCUCGCCAACAAGGCACUGCUCAAACGCGCGCUUGUUUCCAAGGCCAGGGCGGCGAAGAAAACCAUGAAGCAGUUCAAGCGGACUUGUCGAGAAGCCAUGGGAUGUGUAUUUGAUCCUGCGUGCACCGUUGCUUCUCCUGCCGACGGACCGCUUGGAGAGCACCAAGUGAUGAUGAGUCGGAACGCGACCAAAGGGACGAAGUGUGCCUCCGUUGGGAGCCGCAGUGAGAGGCGAUGA
Messenger RNA from Thermochaetoides thermophila DSM 1495, 1230 nucleotides. RefSeq lists its product as uncharacterized. The transcript has 4 exons. NCBI's taxonomy places the organism in Eukaryota, Fungi, Ascomycota, Sordariomycetes, Sordariales, Chaetomiaceae. Bases 1 to 1230 code for a protein of 409 amino acids. The record is from RefSeq and is a predicted model, not a curated record.